GGUUAACUUUAAAAAGCCAACCUCUACCCCAGAACCUUCCAAGUUCCCAAAUCCUAGCCAACAUGUUACACCAGCCAUCUGGAAAACAAAGCCCAUCAGUGAACUUUUCUGGGAACAUUCUUGCAGUAUCUUCCUCCAACCAGAACAAGAGGCAGCUCUGCAUGCCCCAGGGACUCUUCUUCCUCUAACCCUGCAGAAGCUUUUGAUCUUCUGUGUCUGCCCUUGCAGGAAGAGUGAAGUCAGUCUACAGCCCCACCCAUCCAAGUGCAUCCAACCCAUCUAUAAAGGAGCGUCCCAGACAGCCACCCCUGGAAUUUCCAACUCUUGGCCCUCCUUAGCCAUGAGCCUCUACUUUUCUGGAUUACUCUUCUUCCUGGUGACCACAUUGCCUUCAGGGAAUGGUAUGUUUGGGAAUGAUGGAGUAGACAUUCGAACUUGCGUUGCCCUCGAGGGCAAGUGUUUCUUCGGUUGCACACCGGGAUGGACCUGGAUUGCAUUCUGUCACAACAUAUUGUCUUGUUGUAAAAAACAGACAGUAAAUAUACCCCCACAAGCCAAAGAGCCAUGGGACCAAUAAACCUCAUGAGUCUGA
Tupaia belangeri chinensis (Chinese tree shrew) is the source of this 592-nucleotide messenger RNA. RefSeq names its product defensin beta 136 (gene DEFB136). The transcript has 3 exons. Gene Ontology annotation, molecular function: lipopolysaccharide binding. Gene Ontology annotation, biological process: antibacterial innate immune response; antifungal innate immune response. The record is from RefSeq and is a predicted model, not a curated record. The coding region runs from base 341 to 577 and encodes 78 amino acids. NCBI's taxonomy places the organism in Eukaryota, Metazoa, Chordata, Mammalia, Scandentia, Tupaiidae.